Messenger RNA from Anopheles moucheti, 1142 nucleotides. RefSeq names its product C-factor (gene sni). The coding region runs from base 171 to 917 and encodes 248 amino acids. Lineage: Eukaryota; Metazoa; Arthropoda; Insecta; Diptera; Culicidae. The record is from RefSeq and is a predicted model, not a curated record. The transcript has 3 exons.
UUUACAAUCUUCCAAGGCUCACAAGAGCUCGUAAUUAUCUUGUGGUCUUUCUUUACACUUGGAUAAAGCCUAGGCCCUCGAAAGAAACGUUACGUCACUGUUGAGCAAAGAGUUGAUUUUGGAACGUCCCGCGCGAGAGUGUGUGAACACCCGGAAGGUUCCGUACGAACAUGAACAGCAUCCUUAUAACCGGCUGCAACCGUGGUCUCGGACUGGGACUGGUAAAGGUGCUUGUUGGUUUACCGGCCCCACAACCAACCCACAUCAUAGCAACCUAUCGCGAUCCGCAGAAAUCACAGGAUUUGCUAGCACUAGCUAAACAACACUCCAAUAUUGUUCCUUUGCAAUUUGAUGUGAAAAAUUUCGACCACUACGACCAGUUCGCAAAGGAUGUCGAUGCCCUGUUGCAGGGCGCUGGUUUGAACGUCCUGUUCAACAAUGCCGGAAUCUCGCCAAAAUCGACCCGGUUAAACUUUACCAAGCAGGACGAUAUGGUGGACACGUUCGUCACCAACACGGUCGCACCGAUCAUGAUGACGAAAGCGUUCGUGCCACUGUUGAAGAAGGCAUCCGAGUCCAAUCCGACAGCAACGGUUGGUCCGCAGCGUGCCUGUAUUGUAAACAUGAGCUCGAUCCUUGGCUCGAUCGAAGCCAACCGGGAGGGUGGACUGUACGGGUAUCGGACGUCGAAGGCCGCCCUGAACGCAGCGACCAAAUCAAUGGCUCUGGAUCUGAAAGGUCACCAGAUAAUGGCGGUCGCACUUCAUCCAGGUUGGGUGCAAACGGAUAUGGGUGGAUCGAAGGCACCUCUAACGGUGGAGGAGAGUUGCACCGCCAUGGUGCGCACGGUGCUGGCCCUGAACGAGUCACAUAAUGGAGGAUUUUUGCAGUACGAUGGAAAACCACUGCCAUGGUAGUGUGGAUCGUCUACUCGUUCUACUUUAGAAUGUAGCACAUUGCUGAAACGGUCGCAUUUAGUGUGGAAAUAUACUCGUGAUAAUCUGUUUCCAAGUACCCACGGAAAUUUGAGAUUUAGUUUUCCGACGGGGAGAAACUGGUAUAGAAAUUGCCCAACGUCUCCAAAUCUGGUAUAACGACCGUUGAGUACAGGCAUUUUAUAUUUACACUGGAAAACAAACGAA